This is a messenger RNA of Paramacrobiotus metropolitanus, 2489 nucleotides long. RefSeq lists its product as uncharacterized. Bases 371 to 2269 code for a protein of 632 amino acids. The transcript has 10 exons. Lineage: Eukaryota; Metazoa; Tardigrada; Eutardigrada; Parachela; Macrobiotidae. The record is from RefSeq and is a predicted model, not a curated record.
GUGACAAAAUUUACAGUCUGUAAAUUAGCUGUUUGUAGUGAUUUUGUGGUUUUAAAAAUUCUGCUCUUCUAUACUGUCUUCUGCAUUAUUACUAUCAGCAGAAUCUUCUGUGGAAAUAGCUGAAGUGCAGUGCUGUGUUGCUGGAAGUGUUUUCCCAUUUUGAUACAACAGCAGUGUUGCUGUGUGCUUUGCGUGGAACUGCGUUCUCCAAUCACCAGUGCUGACAGCUGCAACGUGUUUGUUCUUUGACAUCGCUGUUAUCUGUGCGGACAGCGCAACUGCACUUCUCCUUCACAAUCGCCUCCUCGUAUCGACCUGGUCGUCCUGGUUCUUCGUCGCAGUCAAUUUGGCUGAAUUUGAUAUAGGUGUCAUGGAAAUCCGAGUCGGUCUGCUUUGUCUGAAAACCAAUGUGUUGGUGGAAACCUAUAAGUCAGACUCGUUGGAAGAAUUACGGGAUAAGAUCUCAGAACAAGCUAAAAUCCCAAUUAAAUCGAUAGACAUCGACGGCAGGACAUACAAUGAGAAUUCGAAAGAGUUCGUGGUCGGGGAGACGGAUCUCGAUGACGACAGUGUCGUUCUGGCUUUUCCGACCGCGUCCGGCCUGCGUGGGAAAAUGAAUGUUAAGAUUGGCGUUCCACAUACACCUGGAAGAAUGAGCUUUCCAAUGGAGCUAGCUCUUGGGAAUUCGAUGGCCUCCAUCCGUACCGCAGUCUCAAAGAGAGCGAAGGUUCCAGUAAAAGCUCUGGAGAUCGACGGUAAAAUCUACAAUGAGCAUUCGGAUGAAAAACUUCUGGCAGAAACACCACUGACGGAAAGUAUGAUUAUCAUCGCGCAUCCUACCGCGGAGGGACGCCCUUUGACUGCAUCGUUUAAUCAGCCAGCUACUACUUGCGGGAGCUCGGGUUCGGCCGCGCGCGGCCCUCUUCAAAUCCCACUGGUGCCCCCGUCUCGCGGAACCUCUCGUCAGCCCUCCACGUCAGCUCUGUCAAGCGCGGCCUCUGUAUCGAGCAAGCGCAGUCAAGCUGCUACCGUCAAUCAUUCGCCUCGGCCAUCACCACCACACCGUCGAAGCCAUCGUUCGCCUUCUGCAGCCGUGUCAGCCGCCGGUUCAACUGCGAGCACGUUCGGCCGUCCUGUCAUCGUCAUGAAGCCACCGCCAACAGCUCCAUGCCGCCGCAGUCGUCGCCUAAUGCCAGAUGCCACGUCUGCUACAGGUUCAGGUGGCAGCCGACGCAGCCAAGCUGCUGGUGCCAUGCAGCCACCAAUUGCGCCGUCUCGCAGCCGCAAUCGCCGGUCUUCGCCGAGGGCCACGUCCACUACACGUUCCAUCCGCAGCGAACGCGGUCAAUCGGCUGGUAUGAAUCUGUCGCCGCCGCCAUCGAUGCAGCGCAGUCGGUCGCCGUCGGACUCUGUAGCCAGUCGAACGCGCAAAGCACGGGGCACGUCGGAUGCGAAUGAGUCAAAUUGCGGUUCGGUCCAUUCUCGGGCUUCCGUCGCAGGCCCAUCUUACGGAUCACCGUCGCGGACCCGUCUUGUGGGAUGUGCCCGCGCUCCUGACGGUGAGUAUCCCGUGGACUCCAUCAAAACGAUAAAGGUCAACGGAAAGCGACUCCCAGUAGCCAGAUUUACGGACGGUCUAAUGGACUGGGAAGACAUCAGCACGGAUCAAGUGUUUUUUGAGGAAUCAACAGCCCGACUCGAAGAUCUGGUGGAUCUCCGUCGGGAAGGAACUGGUUAUGCUGCGAUUGCUGAGCUGGCCAAAGCUCAAAAAGAGCACAACGCCGACCACGGAAGCAAUAAACACCACGGGAACCGGUAUUUCACUUGCCCAUUCUGUCCGUACGUUUCAGGCACGAGCGGCCACGCCGACAACAUGGUUCGGCACCUGGCCGGAGAGAAGAAACCGGACAGUAUGCAGUAUCCGUGCGAGGCAUUCCGGCUCCACCCUAUCUAUCGCAAGUUUUACCUUGCCGGUAAAAUUCCAAUGGACAAAGUUCCUUUUUCUUAUGCUUAUAAGGACGAGUACAAUAACCUUGUCAAUCCCGGGACACGAGAAUGGCCACCGCUGGCUCAUCUGAUCCAUGUCUGGUUGCACAAGGACGACAAACAGGAGGGUGAGGAGUCGCGCCGUCAGUUAGCUCUUGAAGCCGCCGGAGAAGGCGAAGUGGACGGGACGGACGACGACGAGAUGGGCCAGGGAAGAGGUCGGGGCGGAAAGAAAGGUGAUCAAAGUGAAAACACUGGCCGUGGUCGUCGGGGAAAGAAGUGAGACGAUCAGUGUGAAUGAAUACAAAUGACGGCCGUAAUUGUGUUUGUAUAGCUUUGACAACUUACUUUUUCGUUUUUUUGGUUGCCUUAUGCGCAGCGAAAUAAUUUCUGGUUUUGUGUUUUUUUGGCUUUGGUUAAGAGCGUUGUUUUUUCGUACAGAUUGACAAGCUGGACUUGGUUGUUUUGCUUCAAAAAGUUAAUAGCAGAAAUUCAAGUGAGAG